Messenger RNA from Acipenser ruthenus (sterlet), 10877 nucleotides. RefSeq names its product dmX-like protein 2. The transcript is spliced from 44 exons. Gene Ontology annotation, cellular component: RAVE complex. The record is from RefSeq and is a predicted model, not a curated record. NCBI's taxonomy places the organism in Eukaryota, Metazoa, Chordata, Actinopteri, Acipenseriformes, Acipenseridae. Gene Ontology annotation, biological process: vacuolar acidification. The coding region runs from base 405 to 9575 and encodes 3056 amino acids. Gene Ontology annotation, molecular function: protein binding.
CACGUCCGAGGAUAUCUGUGAACGCGCACACCAUUUGUCUUUCUUGUGGUGCGCGCUCUCGCAACCUUGAAGGGACUGGGCGGCGCGCAUUCCCUGGGACCGAGAGAGUGCGCGUGCUAACAACAGAGACCCAUUCGUUCACCAAAGGGUAUAAUCCGGGUAUUUGUGUUUGAAACCGAACCGAGACGGGAAGUCUAGCGCACCAGCAGGGAAAUUGUACAGAUGAGGUGUUUUUUUACAUGUAAUUCUACGCAUUUUUUUCAAUAUAGAAAAAGGUUCAUUUAGAAAAAGAUACAAACAGGCCGCGGUAGGACGGAUGAGGUUCCUUUUAAUUCUGGAGAAACCGAGGGAGGAAGAGUGUCGGUGUAAAUAAUUAAAUAUCCGUCUACUGCAAGGAGAAAAAAAUGCAUCUUCACCAGGUGCUGACCGGAGCUGUCAAUCCGGGAGACAGCUGUUAUUCUGUCGGUAGCGUCAAUGACAUUCCUUUCACGGCAUAUGGCUCAGGAUGUGAUAUUGUCAUUUUGGCAAGUGACUUUGAGUGUGUUCAGAUCAUUCCCGGUGCUAAACAUGGAAACAUUCAAGUGAGCUGCGUGGAGUGUUCACAUCAGCUGGGAAGGAUUGCAGCCUCCUAUGGGAAUACAGUGUGCAUUUUUGAACCAGUUGCUACAAAUCCCCACAAAAGAAACAAUCAGCUAAAUUAUCAAUGGCAAAAGACAGGACAAUUUUUCCUCAAUUCUAUGACCUACAAUUUGGCAUGGGACCCACAAGGUAACCGGAUAUUAACAGCAACAGACCAACUGCAGCUAUGGGCGCCGCCAUCUGGUGAUAUUCUUUUGGAGGAGGAUGAUAGUCAAGCUGCAGAUGAUAGAUUACCACCAGUCUUAAAUGACUGGAAAUAUGUCUGGCAGUGCAAGACUGCAGUAUCUGUUCAUAUUAUGAAGUGGUCCUCUGAUGGUGAAUACUUUGCAACAGCGGGGAAGGAUGACUGUCUAUUGAAGGUGUGGUAUCCAACCACAGGCUGGAAGUCUGCUGUUGUAAUCCCGGAUCUCCCUGACAGAAAAUCAGACGCUGUCCAUUUCUCCUUUGUGUACCUGGCACAUCCUCGGACUGUGACAGGCUUUUCAUGGCGAAAGACCAGCAAAUACAUGCCUAGAGGGUCUGUGUGCAAUGUGCUGCUUACUUCGUGUCAGGAUGGGGUCUGUCGGCUCUGGUCCGAAACCUUGUUACCGGAGGACAGUCUUCUUGGUGGCCAAAUCACUGAAAGCAGCACUAGCUCCAGCAGCAGCCUUCCUCAUCUCGGAAAUCAGAAGGAUAAGAUACAGCAUGCUCUGGAGACAAUUCACCACUUUAAACAUCUGAGAAGAGGUCGGAGGAGAUCUUCAGCUCUGGUCGCCCACACAGACCUGUUGCCAAGCCAGCUUGGUUCACAUGAUGUGCACAGGCAGAUUUCUCACCAUGCUAAUGCACUCUGCCAUUUUCACAUUGCAGCAAGUAUCAGCCCUAGCACAGCUAUUCCACCUGCUUUGGCUGGGACAGCUUUCACAUCUGAUGAAGGAAAUGGAGGCUUUGUUGUUCAUUGGCUUAACAAUAAGGAUCUCAGCUUUACAUCUGCCAUGGAUUUGUUUAUGCAGCAACUAAGAAAGAUCUCUGAGCAGCAGGUGGAACAAGGAUGUGAAGACCUUGAUCAAGACAUUUUACAGAAGUUUGAUCCUGAACUGGAAGAUGUUUCGGAUAACGGGUCAUCCGAGCAUGAAGAAGAACAAGAAGGAAGUCCCAAGGCAUCGUCCCCUGGCUCCAGUGCUAGUGUGCCACUCCCCACAGUGCUGCUUGAUCGGAAAAUGGAGGCACUUGUUAAUGAGUGGAACAGGAACCCGGAUAUGCUUUUUACAAUUCAUCCUGUAGACGGCUCAUUUUUAGUGUGGCAUGUAAAAUAUUUAGAUGAAUACAUCCCAGGAAUCUUCAGACAGGUCCAGGUUGCAUUUUCUUCUCGCAUUCCAGUAGCUUUUCCCACUGGAGAUGCUAACUCGCUCAGUAAAAACAUCAUGGUGUAUGCUUGUACAUUUACUGAAAAAGAUUCAAGUGAUUCUGGGCAACAGAAGAAGAAAAUUAAAAGCAUUCCUCAUAGUGCAUCAGAAACAGAUGUACUUGGCUCUGGAACUGGCCAUUCAGUGGUGCCUGUCAUUAGUCCUGCAGUAAUGAUGGUGUCAAAACACAUAGAUGGAUCCCUGAACCAGUGGGCUGUUACUUUUGCAGACAAGUCUACCUUCUCAUCAGUAUUGACUGUCUCUCACAAAUUUAGAUAUUGUGGACAUCGCUUCCAUCUUAAUGACUUGGCCUGUCAUACUGUACUUCCAUUGUUGCUGACUUCUUCACAUCAUAAUGCUUUGUUAACUCCUGAGUCAGAGAACGAAUGGGACUCUGAAAAAGUGAAGCAAAAACUACAGCCCUUGAAACCUCAGAAGGGUUUCUCGAGAAAGCAGCUGAAAAAUGCAGCAACUCGAACAUUUCAUGACCCCAAUGCAAUCUACAGUGAGCUGAUUCUCUGGCGUGUGGAUCACAUAGGACCCUUAUCAUGCACAGGAGGGGUGUCUGAGUUGGCACGAAUUAACUCUCUACAUACUUCAGCCUUUUCUAAUGUCGCUUGGCUUCCAACACUGAUACCAAGCCACUGUCUUGGAACUUACUGCAAUUCUGCAAGUGCUUGCUUUGUGGCUUCCGAUGGCAAGAACCUUCGGCUGUACCAAGCUGUGGUUGAUGCUCGAAAACUUUUAGAUGAACUUUCGGAUCCAGAGAUAUCUAAACUUGUUGGUGAGGCCUUUAAUAUUGUCAGCCAGCAGUCUACAGCUCGUCCCGGUUGUAUUAUUGAACUUGAUGUCAUUACAAACCAGUGUGGCUCAACCACGCAACUUCUUCAUGUCUUUCAAGAGGAUUUCAUCUUGGGUUAUAAACCACAAGAUGAGACUGAAGCUUAUGAGGAUCUGGAAUCUUCCAGUUUUCAGACAGAACAAGGGUACCGCCCUCCACUAUUUUCAGAAACGUUUUUUCUUGUGGUAAUUGCAAAGGACAGCAAUAGACGUUCUGUUCUUCAAAUGUGGCAUCUCCAUUUAAAAUCUGUGCAGGCUUGUUCCAGUAAUACGACACCUGAGCAGACAUUUGAGAACAAGCUCACUGUUCCACAGCAAAACAAUGCAGAGUCUUCUCCAGAUUCCUCCCCCGGCCAAAGCCCUCUUCCACGCUCUUCUUCAACAGCUAAUCUCCAGUCUGCCAGCAAGCUCAUCCUGAGUUCCAAAUUAGUAUACAGCCAACCGCUGGAUCUUCCCAAUGACGUCGAAGUUAUCCGUGCAACACCUUCAGCAGGGCAUCUUAGCUCCUCGUCAAUUUACCCAAUCUGUCUCGCUCCCUAUUUAAUAGUGACAACCUGCUCCGACAGUAAGAUCAGGUUCUGGCACUGCAUUGUGGAAAUUGAUCCAAGUUAUGAAGAUCCUGAAGAAGGGCGCACUUACCGAUGGGAACCAUGGUCUUUAAUGAAUGAAGAAGAUGACAGCAACAGUGCUGUGUGUGUUCCUGGGAGGCCAGUGGCUGUCAGCUGUUCUUAUACUGGUCGCCUUGCAGUUGCUUUUAAACAGCUAAAGCAAAGCAAUGGUUGUAUAUCGAAAGAGUUCUCAAUGCACGUGUCUAUAUUUGAAUGCGAGUCAACGGGAGGAUCUGAGUGGGUGUUAGAGCAGACUAUUCACUUAGAUGAUUUAGCAAAUGUGGGAAAUGCCCUGGACCCCAGGGUCAGUGUUGACAGUAACUUGUGUGUAUAUAGCAAGUCAGAUUUGUACCUUAACAAAGACCAUCACCUGACUCCAAAUAUAAAACAUUUUGUUCACCUUGAUUGGUUAUCCAAAGAAGACGGCUCACACAUACUGACUGUGGGGGUCGGAUCCAGCAUAUUGAUGUAUGGCAGAAUUUCUGGCAUUGUAAAUGAACAAACCAGCAGCAAGGAUGGUGUUGCUGUCAUUACUCUACCACUAGGUGGAAGCAUUAAGCAAGGAAUAAAAUCCAAGUGGAUCCUUCUGAGAUCAGUGGACUUGGUAUCCUCAGUGGAUGGCACACCUUCCUUACCAGUGUCACUGUCUUGGGUAAGGGAUGGAAUACUAGUAAUAGGAAUGGACUGCGAAAUGCAUGUCUAUGCUCAGUGGAAACAAGACAAGAAACGCUCUGGUGAAACUGAGAGUGACAGUCCAUCGUCUUCUGAAAACAUAGCAGGCCAAGUCGACUCAAGAGGAUUUGACACAAAAGCCUGUGCAAUGAAGCACAGUGUUUUUGAUGGACCUGCUACUGCAGGUGAUGCUUUCGCAGCUCCUACUGUUCUUCAAGAUGGGGGUCUGUUUGAAGCUGCACAUUCUCUUUCACCUACUCUUCCCCAGUACCAUCCCACUCAACUCUUGGAGCUCAUGGACUUAGGGAAAGUUCGCAGAGCAAAAGCCAUUCUUUCUCAUUUGGUGAAAUGCAUUGCUGGCGAGGUGGCGAUUGUGAGAGAUACAGAGGCAGGAGAAGGAGGAGCCAGGCGACACCUUUCUCGGACCAUCAGUGUAAGUGGCAGUACAGCAAAGGACACAAUCAUAGCUGGAAGAGAUGGUGUCCGUGACUACACUGAAAUUGACUCAAUUCCGCCAUUGCCAUUAUAUGCCUUGCUGUCUGCUGACUUGGACACAUCCUAUAAAAUUGCAGACGAAAGUGGGAAAGUGCGCAAAGGCUCCGAGAGUCAACGAAAGCUAUCGGGAGAUCAAUACGAAGACCUGUUUCAGGUUCAAGCUGUAACCACUGAUGACUUUGUUAGCUUUGCUACUGAAAAAAGAGAAAGUAAAUCCAGAGUUAUUAAUUUGUCACAAUAUGGCCUGACAUACUUUGGCCCAGAGCAUGCUCGAGUUUUAUCAAGCCAUCUGAUGCAUUCUAGUUUACCAGGGCUAACUCGCCUUGAGCAGAUGUUUCUGGUCGCAUUGGCUGACACUGUGGCUACAACAAGCACUGAAGUUGGCGGAAGCAGAGAAAAAAGUUGUACAGGAGGGGAAACGAUUGAUGAAUGUGGUCUCCGGUAUUUGCUAGCCAUGCGCUUGCAUACAUGUUUGCUGACAUCACUACCCCCUUUAUACCGCUUGCAGCUGUUACACCAAGGUGUUUCUACCUGUCAUUUUGCUUGGGCUUUUCACUCUGAGGCAGAAGAUGAAAUGCUGAAUAUGAUCCCAGCAAUGCAAAGAGGAGAUCCACAGUGGCCUGAGUUGCGAGCCAUGGGAGUUGGCUGGUGGGUUCGAAAUAUAAAUACACUACGAAGGACCAUUGAGAAGGUUGCGAAAACUGCAUUUCAAAGGAAAAAUGAUCCAUUAGAUGCUGCCUUGUUUUAUCUCGCUAUAAAGAAGAAAGCGGUUCUUUGGGGGCUGUUUAGGUCUCAGCAUGACGAUAAGAUGACACAGUUUUUCAGCCACAACUUCAAUGAAGAUAGAUGGCGCAAAGCAGCUUUAAAAAAUGCCUUUUCUUUACUGGGAAAACAGCGCUUUGAGCAGGCUGCAGCCUUCUUUUUACUGGCUGGCUCUUUGAAAGAUGCUAUUGAGGUUUGUCUUGAGAAAAUGGAAGACAUACAGCUAGCCAUGGUUGUUUCACGUCUGUACGAGUCGGAUUAUGAAACAUCCCCCUCCUACAAGGGUAUCCUCAAUGAGAGGGUACUAGGUUGUUUAAAAGAUGGUACUGGCUUCAUCUGCAGUAAACUACACCCUGAUCCUUUCCUGCGCAGUAUGUCAUUCUGGAUAAUGAAAGACUACACAAGGGCACUGGAUACAUUAUUAGAACAGAUUCCAAAGGAAGAUGAUGAAAAUCCAGAUGUGAUUGUGAAAUCUUGCAACCCAGUUGUCUUCAGUUUCUACAAUUAUUUACGAACCCAUCCUCUACUGAUCCGAAGACACUUUGCAUCACCAGAAGGGUCAUUGGCCACCGUAGGACUUACAGCUGAGAAAAGCAAUGCCGAUGAAAUCAAUCUUAUUGAGAGAAAACUAUUCUUUACAACUGCAAAUGCUCACUUUAAGGUUGGUUGCCCUGUACUGGCCCUUGAGGUCCUUUCUAAAAUACCAAAAGUCUUUAAAAAGACAGGAUCCUCCCUAAGCAAAGACACAAAUGUUAUUGCAUCACAGCCACUAGAAAAUGGUGGAGGAGCUAGUGACUUGGAUUGGUCACAGACUGGGGCAGCAUCCUCUACUCUAGACUGGGGAAGCAGUGGUGAAGCUGCUACUGCUGUUGACUGGAGCCAACCUCUCAUUAAAUUGGAAGACGAUGGAUUGCAGCUCGAUUGGGAAAAUGACAAAGAUGAUGAUGAGGAGGAUGAGGAUGAUGUUGGUUUAACCAUGAAGGAUUCCAAAUCGGAUGAAAAGAUUACAAAACGGAAAGACGAGUCAAGCCCAGGGUCAGAAAAACCUCCAGGUCUAAAAAGGGGUGAUUCUGCCUUAGAAUCUGAGGUUGAUGUCAUUGCAGAACAGCUGAAAUUCAGAGCAUGUUUGAAAAUACUGAUGACUGAGCUAAGGACAUUGGCUACAGGUUAUGAGGUGGACGGAGGGAAGCUCAGGUUUCAACUUUACAACUGGUUAGAAAAGGAGAUCUGGGCACUGCAUCAAAUCUGUAACUAUAAAGUAGAAGGGAAGGAUUCCACAAAUGAACUGGACAAAUGGAAAGACAGUGAUUCAAUGGAGCUGGAAGGUGCUGACGACAAGUCUGAUGCUGGGUCGUACGAACGUCACCAAUUAGAGCGUCGGAGGUUACAAGCAAAGCAAGAACAUGCUGAAAGGCGCAAGGGGUGGCUGAGAAAGAAUCAGGCACUCCUCCGAGUGUUUCUGAGUUACUGUAGCUUACAUGGUGCACAGGGAGGUGGUGUUGCAUCAGUAAGAAUGGAACUCAUCUUUCUGUUGCAAGAGUCACAGCAGGAAACCACAGUGAAGCAGCUUCAGUCUCCUCUUCCAUUGCCAACAACACUGCCUUUACUUUCUGCAAGCAUAGCUGCAACCAAGACAGUCAUUGCCAACCCAGUUUUGCACCUGAGUAACCAUAUCCAUGACAUUAUGUAUACUAUGCUUCAGAUGGACUCUCCACCUCAUCCAAACAUUCACGAUGACAAGACUUACACAUUACACACUCAGGCAGCCUCACUUUCUGCUUGCAUCUAUCAAGCACUCUGUGAUAGUCACAGCUACAGCAGUCAGACAGAAACAAGUCAGUUCACAGGAAUGAUUUAUCAAGGCUUAUUAUUAAGUGAAAGACGGAGAUUACGGACGGAAAGCAUCGAGGAACAUGCAACACCAAGCUCUCUUCCUGCCCAGUGGCCAGGUGUCGCAUCACUCAUUAACCUUUUAAAGUCCGCUCAGGAUGAGGAUCGGCCCAAGCUGAAUGUAUUGUUAUGUGAAGCAGUUGUGGCUGUCUACCUCAGUCUGUUGAUCCAUGGCCUUGCCACCCAUUCAAGCAAUGAACUUUUUCGAUUAGCUGCCCAUCCUCUGAAUAAUAGAAUGUGGGCGGCAGUGUUUGGCGGAGGAGCAAAACUGAUAGUAAAGCCUAAAAGGUCACCAGAAAUUGCACCAGCUCCUCCUGCUCGCACAGAAGAAAUUGAUAAGCAUCGUCGUAGAUUCAAUAUGAGAAUGCUAGUGCCUGGCAGGCCAGUGAAAGAAACUGUGGUUCCUCCACCUGUACCUGCAGAGAGGCCAACCUACAAAGAGAAGUUUGUCCCCCCAGAACUCAGCAUGUGGGAUUACUUUGUAGCAAAACCAUUUCUUCCUCUAUCUGAUAGCGGUGCUUUGUAUGAUUCCGAUGAAAGUCUUCCAAGUGAUGAUGAGGAUGAUGACGAUGCCUUCCUUUCCGACACUCAAAUAAUGGAGCACUCGGAUCCUAAUUCAUACAGUUGGGCACUGUUGCGAUUAGUACUGGUCAAGUUGGCGCUACACAAUGUGAAGAAUUUCUUUCCUGUUGCAGGACUGGAGUUUUCAGAACUUCCUGUAACCUCACCUUUGGGCAAUGCUGUUAUAAAAACUUUGGAAAACUGGGAGCAGAUUCUUCUUGAAAAAAUUAACAAGUUUGACGGCCCUCCACCAAAUUACAUAAACACCUAUCCAAGUGACAUCAGUGCUGGAGGGGGACCAGCGAUAUUAAGACACAAAGCCAUGCUUGAGCCAGACAACACCCCUUUCAAGGCUAAGCAUUAUUUAGCUUUUCCUGUUAAACGGCUGUGGCAUUUCCUUGUGAAACAAGACGUUCUUCAAGACACAUUUAUUCGCUACAUUUUCACCAAAAAGAGGAAGCAGAGUGAGUCAUUAGAAGACCAUGUGGACCAACUCAAACAAAACUGCAUAGCAGAAGAUGGCAAAACCAGCAAGGUGGAGGCAGACCUUGGUUAUCCAGGUGGAAAAGCUAAAAUCAUUCACAAGGAAUCCGAUAUUAUAAUGGCCUUUGCAGUCAAUAAGGCCAGUAAUAAUGAAAUUGUGCUAGCUUCUACACAUGAUGUGCAGGAAAUUGAUGCCUCUGCUCUUUUAGCUGCGCAACCAUACACCUGGAUUGGAGAAGAGUUUGACAAAGAGUCCAGAAGCUCUGAUGAUCUUGAUCAUCGCUCCUCCCAUACAAACAUUGCCCAGGCAAGUGCACCUCCAUUUGCACCCAGUCAGAUGCCUGCGUCUGCAUCGAUGCCCUGGUUAGGCAGUGGGCAAACAAGCACAGGCGCUAAUGUGAUCAUGAAAAGAAACUUGAAUAAUGUGAAAAGAAUGACAUCACAUCCAGUUUACCAGUACUAUUUAACUGGAGCCCAGGAUGGAAGCGUACGGAUGUUUGAAUGGGGUCGUCCACAGCAACUUAUAUGUUUUCGCCAAGCUGGCAAUGCUAGGGUUACACGAUUGUACUUCAAUUCCCAAGGCAACAAGUGUGGGGUUGCGGACGGAGAAGGGUUUUUGAGCCUUUGGCAGGUUAACCAAACUGCAUCUAAUCCGAAACCUUAUUUGAGCUGGCAGUGUCACAGUAAAGCCACAAGUGACUUUGCCUUCCUCACCUCCUCCAGCCUCAUAGCCACAACCGGACAAUCCAGUGACAACAGAAAUGUGUGUUUAUGGGAUACUCUGGUUUCACCAAAUAAUAGUCUGGUACAUGCUUUCCCCUGUCACGACAGUGGGGCCACAGUACUUCAGUAUGCACCCAAGCAGCAGCUCAUCAUCUCUGGAGGCAGGAAAGGCUUCAUCUGCAUUUUUGACAUCAGACAGAGACAGCUGCUUCAUACCUUUCAAGCACAUGAUUCUGCUGUUAAAGCUCUCGCAAUGGACUCCACUGAGGACUACUUUAUUACUGGCUCCGCAGAAGGAAACAUGAAGGUGUGGAGAUUAACAGGCCAUGGCUUGAUUUAUUCAUUUACAAAUGAACAUGCCAAGCAGUCCAUAUUCAGAAACAUUGGUGCUGGGGUCGUGAAAAUUGAAACUGGGCCAGGAAAUCGCAUCUUUACAUGUGGAGCAGAUGGAACUCUGAAAAUGAGGGUUUUGCCUGACCGCUACAAUGUACCUGCUAGUAUAUUUGACAUCCUGUAAAUCUGAGAAUCAUAAAUUAGCAUACAAGGCUUACAAAUUCUUAGGCUGUUGAUUGUUAUAAAAAGUUAAGCUCACAGCAAGUAUUUGCAGAGUUUACAACAGAUAACUAAAAAGGCAUUUAUACUUGAAAAAAGCAACCUCUGUUCCAGAAUCCCUUAUGAACUGUAUUCAUAGGAGAGUUAUGCAUGUACUGUAUUUGUAAAAGCGGUGCAAUUACAGGUCAGUGGUAGUGCUGUAAAAGUACUUGAAGCAGAAGUGUGUAUCUGUUGUAUUUUGUGCUCACAGCUGAAACGCUCAGCUUCUGCUGUAAACACAGUUGUUCUAUAUUUAUGGUCAGUCAGUGAUUUCCGGUGUGAAUUGGUUUAUUGGGUCUGCAUUUUGUUUCUGCUGCUUGCAUCAUAGAUUAAAUGACACCAGGCUCUUUAUGCCUGCUGGUAGCAAUGAAGGUUAUGGUGAAAGGGGAGUUAUGCUGUGUUCCAGCAUACCGCCAUGAAAACUGUUUUGAAAUGCAUAUUAAAGUCUGUUUGGUUGGUUUCUUAGCACUCUGGACAAUUUAAAUUAUUAAAAGCAUAGGAAUGUUAAAGUACUCUGAGACCACAAUGUUUCAUUCCUGUUUUGCACGUAUAACUUUUUUUUUCUUUCUUUUUGCAGACUGCUGUCUUUUCUAAGUUUUUUUUUUAAUGAUUGCCUUUACAUUAGGAAUGUAAGGUGUAUUGCAUAGCAGACAGGGACACAGUACAACACUAGUGUUAGUGGGUUUUUUUAUGAUUUAUUCAUACAAUUUUAACAUUGCACUCAAAUUCUGGGACGCUUCAAAUAGGUCAAGAAUUUAAACAUACAAAACAGUAAAGAAAACAAGUGUUAAUUUACAAAUGAAUGUCUGGCUUUAUCUGGCCAAUUAAUAAAUAGUUUAUUGAAAUAGUUUUAAUAUAUAUAUAUAUAUAUAAAUUAUUACCACACCCGCUUGUACAAACAUUAAAGCUUUUCUCUUAUUAGUUGCCUGUAACAUAGCAGCUGAAAGUUGUAUUUUGGUUAAGUGUAUGGUAUUUAUUAAAACACAUUUGUGUUUCUAAUACAUUAUUGGGAACCAUGUCUAAGUAUUUAAAUGUUGUUAACCAACAGUCCUUUUCCUAUGUUCCGUCUUUAUGUCUGUGUUGUGUAUUUAUCUUUAGCAUUUAAUGCUCUGUUCAUGAAAAAUAUUCAAACUGCAGUGUGAAGCCUCUGUGUGAAAGAAUGGGUAGUUGUGCAAUUGUCAAGGUUUUACAUUUGUAAGUUAAAUAAAUUAUUUUAAUUUCAUGAAAA